Molecule: messenger RNA, 2006 nt
Organism: Acanthochromis polyacanthus (spiny chromis)
Lineage: Eukaryota; Metazoa; Chordata; Actinopteri; Pomacentridae
Gene: ube2m
Product: ubiquitin conjugating enzyme E2 M
Exons: 6
Coding region: 184-741 (185 amino acids)
Source: RefSeq, a predicted model, not a curated record
AUGCUAACAGCUAAGCUAGCUUCGUUAGCCUCAGUGAUCAGUGUCCUCGGUAGAGACGCACCAACUCCAUCCACACUCCGGUGCUGAUAGACCGCUCUGACCUGCCAACAUUGCCCGGCACACGGACGGCCCGCUCCCCGCAGAGACGCAGAGUUCAGGAAGCAGGUGAUCAAAGCUCUGAAGAUGAUUAAGCUCUUUUCCCUGAAGCAGCAGAAGAAAGACGAGGAAUCUGCUGGAGGAAACAGAACCGGAGCCGGGGGGAAGAAAGCCAGCGCGGCCCAGCUCCGGAUACAGAAAGACAUCAAUGAGUUGAACUUGCCAAAGACGUGUGAGAUCAACUUCCCUGAUGACGACGACCUCCUCAACUUCAGACUCAUCAUCUCACCAGACGAGGGUAUUUAUAAAGGAGGAAAGUUUGUCUUCAGCUUUAAGGUAGGACAGGGUUACCCCCACGACCCCCCCAAGGUAAAGUGUGAGACGUUGGUGUAUCACCCCAAUAUCGACCUGGAGGGAAACGUCUGCCUAAACAUCUUAAGAGAGGACUGGAAGCCUGUUCUGACAAUAAACUCCAUCAUCUACGGUCUACAGUAUCUAUUUCUAGAGCCAAACCCUGAGGAUCCGUUGAACAAGGAGGCAGCAGAGGUCCUCCAGACGAACCGGCGGCUCUUUGAGCAGAACGUCCAUCGUUCUCUGCGCGGCGGCUACAUUGGCUCCACCUACUUCGAGAGAUGUCUUAAAUAACUCGGCGUCCCAUGAUCCUCCAUACUCCUUCUCCUCCCCUCUCCCCCCUCCACUCCUCACCUCCUCCUCCCCUGUCUCCUCCUCCUCCCCUCCUCAGUCCUGCUCGUCGGCCGAAGCAGGAGCUGCAGCGACAGGAAGCAGCACGCCAGAAGACGCUUUUCUGUUUUAAAACAAAAGAAGAAGAAGAAACCCCACCCUCUCCUCCUCCCCCCUCUGCCUCUCCUCUCCUCCCCCCUCCUCCCAUGUUUCUCUGUUUUACUUCCAAGACACAGCAUUCAGCCGUUUACACGCCACAGGGGGGCGCCAACAUCACACACCGGACUGGACUCAAAGAUGGCCGACAGCGAAACGCUGCCGAGGAUGAGGAUGAUGAUGAUGAUGGACGGGGGAGGGAGGGGAGGUGUGGGUGGUCAGUGAAUGUUGCUCGGUGAUUCGAUGAACGCCACAGCGCUGAUGAUGAUGAUGAUGCCCACGUCGUUUAUUUUUUUUAUUAUUUUUAAUUCUGCGUGGUGAGGACACCUGACAUCACACAGGUGGUCAGAAGGACACGCCCCCUCAUCCAUCCAUUACACAUCGGUCAGCAGCAGCAAACUCCAAACGCUGUCUCGGACUGUUGCCCCGGCAACCUGACAGUCACUCCAGUGAAGGAGGAGCUUGUCACCCCAGUGUGGGAGGGGCUUGUAACUUAGAGGAAGCAGAUGCGCCUUAAACAUUCUCUGAUAGGAUGGACAGGUCCGUGGUAGCGCCGGCACUGGGUAGGGGCUAGUGGGAGUAGGAGGAACAGAGGACAGUGUGUGUGUGUGGUGGUGGGGGGCUUAUGCGACCCAAUAUGUUCCUUUUAAUGUUCCUCAAAGCCAGAGCUGGAGAAGUAAAACCUGCAGGUGGUCGCUGCUGAUUGGCUGCAGGUGUGACAGGUGGCAGUGAAUAAAUGGAAACACGCCGGAGUACAUCAGUUUGGAGUUUGCUGCUACAUAACACACACACACACACAUUCAAACACAAAUCACACACAGCGUUGAUGGGCAGAGCAUUGUAUCAGGUGGGUGGGGCUGUUGUGGGGUGGGGGGGGUCGUGUGUUUGUUUAAAGGGACGUGGGCGAGGCUAGGGGGUAGGGCAUCAUUUGAUUUUCAUUUGGGGGGAGGUUGUUGUGGGUGGGGCCAGAUGGGGAGGGGCUUAAAAUGUUACGAUUCUAUUGUGUAUAUUGAAACCCCAGCUGUUCACAUUGACUGCAAUAUGAUUUAUGUUAAAUAAAAUAUGAACUCGAA